Molecule: messenger RNA, 1864 nt
Organism: Esox lucius (northern pike)
Lineage: Eukaryota; Metazoa; Chordata; Actinopteri; Esociformes; Esocidae
Gene: snx3
Product: sorting nexin 3
Exons: 4
Coding region: 100-588 (162 amino acids)
Biological process (GO): endocytic recycling; late endosome to Golgi transport
Cellular component (GO): retromer complex; early endosome membrane
Molecular function (GO): phosphatidylinositol-3-phosphate binding
Source: RefSeq, a predicted model, not a curated record
GUCGCCAAGCGUCAGCUGCACCUCAGCUGAUCCGUGGAGCGCGCAACCCCAAACCACACGGCGUUUGAGGCUAAAACCUAGCUAGCUAGUGGGGGAGAAAUGGCUGAUACCAUAGCUGAUACAAGGAGGCUUUUCUCCAAGCCUCAGAACUUGAACGAUGCAUAUGGACCCCCAAGUAACUUUUUAGAGAUUGACGUGAGCAACCCUGAGACGGUCGGUGUCGGCAGGAAUAGGUUCACCACGUAUGAAAUCAGACUGAAGACCAACCUACCCAUCUUCAAGCUAAAAGAGUCGCGUGUGCGGAGACGGUACAGUGACUUUGAGUGGCUCAGAGGGGAGCUGGAGAGAGACAGCAAGGUGGUGGUCCCCCCUCUUCCAGGGAAGGCUUUGUUCAGACAACUGCCAUUCCGUGGAGACGAUGGGAUAUUUGAUGAUGCCUUCAUUGAGGAGCGGAGAGCUGGACUGGAGCAGUUCCUCAACAAAGUGGCUGGUCAUCCCUUGGCCCAGAACGAGCGCUGCCUACACAUGUUUCUACAGGACGAGUCUGUUGACAAGACCUAUACCCCGUCCAAAAUACGGCAAGCUUAAGAGUAAAGCCACCCAACGGCCCAGGCCAUGGGCACCUCUCAGCCAGGCCCGGACUAGCCCCGGUCCACUUCCCAAAGCUCUCUACUGCUAACAGCUCUGCUGUCAAAGAACACAAACACUUACAUGAUCUUAUUCGUUCUCCUUUGGUUUGCCAUCUUUCUUUGUCUUUUACCUGUUUUUGAUUAGUAGUCUCACAUAGUGCUCAUUUUCAACUCUCCAUUGGAUCAAAUUAAGAAAUGGUCUACAUGUAAUAACUAUGGUUGAAAAUAAUAUAUUGUUAUUUUGUUUGAAAUGCCACUAACUUUGGUAUUUUACAGUAUGUCAUCUGUAUUUAUCAGUGAGCUAUGUCUUUGAUGUUUUCAUUUUAAAGAAAUAUAUAUAUGUGUGUGUGUGUGUGUCUAUAUAUCUAUAUAUCUCUCUCUCUAUAUAUAUAUAUAUAUAUAUAUAUGUAUAGACAUAGCUAAAUAAAUCCUUGUAUGCAAACCUUAUGUUUAUUCCCCUUACAUUACGCACUGUUGUUUCUACUCAUUGUCCAAUUGGAAUGAUUGUCCUCACCAACAUAACAAUGACUUUGCACAAUUUGUGGACGUUCCCCGACUCUGAAAUGUACACUUUGUGGACAGUCCCCUACUCUGAAAUGUACACCCUGACUCUGAAAUGUACACCUUGACAGUCCCUGACUCUGAAAUGUACACCUUGACAGUCCCUGACUCUGAAAUGUACACCUUGACAGUCCCCAACUCUGAAAUGUACACCUUGUGGACGAUCCCCGACUCUGAAAUGUACACCUUGUGGACGAUCCCCGACUCUGAAAUGUACACCUUGUGGACGAUCCCCGACUCUGAAAUGUACACCUUGUGGACGAUCCCCGACUCUGAAAUGUACACCUUGUGGACGAUCCCCGACUCUGAAAUGUACACCUUGUGGACAAUCCCCGACUCUGAAAUGUACACCUUGUGGACGAUCCCCGACUCUGAAAUGUACACCUUGUGGACGAUCCCCGACUCUGAAACUCACACUGUGGACGGUCUCUGACUCUGAAAAUCGCACAUCGUAAACGUUCUAUCGCAACCACAAACUGAUGCAUGACCAUGUGUGCCACCAGCCAGCACUACCCACAUUAGUUGGACCUGAAAAGGAUUUUCUAAUUGGAAAUAAUGCACAACAGAGAGGACCCCGCCACAUUUCUACAACCGACCGUGCGUUUAUGAAAUUUCUAUACUGCUGUGCCAUUUUGUUUGUUUAGAAAAAUUUCCAAUAAAACCGGUCAAACGCA